Gorilla gorilla gorilla (western lowland gorilla) is the source of this 1318-nucleotide messenger RNA. It is a transcript of the gene C9H11orf96, whose product is annotated as chromosome 9 C11orf96 homolog. NCBI's taxonomy places the organism in Eukaryota, Metazoa, Chordata, Mammalia, Primates, Hominidae. Bases 342 to 710 code for a protein of 122 amino acids. The record is from RefSeq and is a predicted model, not a curated record. The transcript has a single exon.
CAUUCGCUGUCAUCCGAGCUCAGAGCCGUGUGGGCAGCCGCGGGCUAUAUAAGCCGCGAGCCUGGCCGCCGCGGGGCAGACGGCGACAGCAGCGGCGGCGAGCGCCUCGGAGCGCGGCGGAACAGCGCCCCCCGAGCCCCGUGCCCCCCGACGGGUCCUCCCGCCCGCCCUCCCGAGGAGCGCCGGCCCGGGCCCGCGAGGGCCGCCGCCACCCCGCAGCAGAUUUGGAUCCCCCGCCCGGCGAGCCCCCGGCUGCUGCCUCCCGGGGGGCCCCGGCGCAGCGGCCGCCCCCGGAGAGCCCCGGCGCCCCGCCGCCCGGCCCCGCAGACGCCGGAGGCGCCAUGGCCGCCAAGCCCGGCGAGCUGAUGGGCAUCUGCUCCAGUUACCAGGCGGUGAUGCCGCACUUCGUGUGCCUGGCCGACGAGUUCCCGCAGCCCGUGCGGCCCGCCAAGCUGUCCAAGGGCCGGGGCCGGCUGCGGCGGCCGCGCCAGUCUCGCUUCAAGACGCAGCCGGUGACCUUCGACGAGAUCCAGGAGGUGGAGGAGGAGGGGGUGUCCCCCAUGGAGGAGGAGAAGGCCAAGAAGUCGUUCCUGCAGAGCCUGGAGUGCCUGCGCCGCAGCACGCAGAGCCUGUCGCUGCAGCGGGAGCAGCUCAGCAGCUGCAAACUGAGGAACAGCCUGGACUCCAGCGACUCCGACUCGGCCCUGUAAGGGGCGCCGCCCGCGGGGGGGACGCGCGCGCCCGCGGUCCGCGCGGGGACCGGCGUGUGAACCCCGAGAGUGCCCGCGCCCUGCUCCCGGGGGACCCGCAAGGACCCGGGACCGCCGCUCCUCGCGCGCUCGGACUCCCGCCCCGCUGCGAACCGGUCGGUGCGCCCCUCGCCGCGCUCGCCCUGGCCCGGGAGCGCCGGGAGCGGGGCCGCUUUCCUCGUCCUUGUAAAUGUUUAUUUUUUAACUCUUCCCAGUGCGAACUCUGCUGUGAGUGUGUGCGGGGAGGCGCGCCCGCGCUGAGUCGGCGGCGGGUCGCCACUCCAUGCCCUUGUCCGAUGGUUUGCAACUCCGAUUUUGCACACCGCUCCACCGUGCCCCCCAGCGCACACCCGUUCACACUCACGCCAACACUCUCGCUGAACACUUUUAUAAUUGUUAGGCGUGGCCGUUGGGACUUUGGGCGCAGCGCAGCUGCUACUGCGUCUGGAGGAUUGAUAUUUAUUUUUGCAUUGCGAUGGCUGAAGGCAUUUAUUUAACGAUCUUUUUACCUGGAUAUGUCUGUGAGGCUCCUGAAGGGAGACAAAUAAAGUCAAUAUAUUUGCACAGUG